Molecule: messenger RNA, 2796 nt
Organism: Aspergillus costaricaensis CBS 115574
Lineage: Eukaryota; Fungi; Ascomycota; Eurotiomycetes; Eurotiales; Aspergillaceae
Product: Pfs, NB-ARC and Ankyrin domain protein
Exons: 6
Coding region: 1-2796 (931 amino acids)
Biological process (GO): nucleoside metabolic process
Molecular function (GO): protein binding; catalytic activity
Source: RefSeq, a predicted model, not a curated record
AUGCUGGAUGAGAUCCAUCCUGCCUUGUCCAUCCACCCGCGCGACAGCAACUCGUAUACCUUCGGGUCCAUCGGCCGUCACAAUAUCGUGAUCGCUUGUCUCCCCGCCGGUGUCUACGGCACCACAUCGGCAGCCACUGUCGCCAGCAACAUGUUCAUCAGUUUUAGAUCGAUCCGCCAUCUACUUAUGGUUGGGGUCGGAGGAGGGGCGCCUUCCGCCUCGACGGAUAUUCGGCUUGGGGAUGUCGUGGUUAGCAUCCCCACGCCCCGGCACUUCGAACGAACAGGCACUCUAAACAAGCCGUCCACUUCCCUUCUGACGGCAGUCAACUAUGAACAUGACCCAGCGGGGCCGACAUGCGAAUUUUGCGACCGUGAAAAACUGGUGAGCCGGUCGACACGCAGCUCCGAUCGGCCGGUUGUUCACUACGGCCUGGUCGCAUCCGGAAACCAGGUCAUCAAGCACGCACAAACGCGCGAACGACUGGCAGCGGAGCUCAAUGUUCUUUGUUUCGAAAUGGAGGCAGCCGGGCUGAUGGACAAUUUCCCCUGCCUGGUCAUUCGAGGUGUUUCGGACUAUUCAGACUCGCAUAAAAAUAAGGCGUGGCAGGGCUAUGCGGCUGCAACCGCGGCUGCAUAUGCAAAGCAGCUUCUUGCUACGAUCAGCGUUCCCAGCGCUGGAACUGUAGAUGAUCCUGCUAAUCCUGGAGCAAUCACGCCUGAGGAACACCGCGUAUCGAUGAUGAAUGCUCUGCGAUUUGACCAACUUAAGAGCCGGCAAGCCACGAUAAAGCCCGCGCAUGCGAAAACCUGCAAGUGGCUUCUCGAGAAGCAGGAGUAUUUGGAUUGGCUGGACAGCAGUCGCUUCCCCGAGCACCGUGGCUUUCUCUGGAUUAAGGGAAAGGCAGGGAGUGGCAAAUCGACAAUGAUGAAGUUUGCGUUCCAACAGGCCGAUGCAACUGUGAAUGCAGAGACCGUGGUCAUCUCUUUCUUCUUCAAUGCCAGAGGUGAAGAAUUGGAGAAAUCCACAUUGGGAAUGUACCGAUCCUUGUUAGUGCAAUUGCUCGAAAAGGUCUCAAAACUCCAGAUGCUUCUCGACGAACUUGACCCUAAGCGUUCAGAAGAGAAGGAUCCUUGGUGUCAUGAGAUACUUCAGCACAUCCUUCGCCAGUCCAUCUCACUGCUCAGCGGUCGGCGUGUCAUCUGCUUCAUUGAUGCCCUGGAUGAAUGUGAAGAAGAAGAGGUCCGCGCCAUGAUUGACUCUAUUCAAUCCCUCGGAGAGCAUGCAAUUUCGACAAGGGUUCAGCUUCAUGUCUGCUUCUCAAGUCGUCACUACCCCCAUAUUGCCAUCGAGAAGGGACUGGAACUGAUCCUCGAGGACCAGCAAGGUCACGCUGAUGAUAUUACUCGAUACCUUCACAGCGAACUCAAGAUUGGGCGCAGUAAGCAAGCCGAGGAGAUCCGACGCGAGAUACAUGACAAGGCCUCGGGAAUAUUUUUAUGGAUGGUGCUUGUUGUGCAGAUCUUAAACCGCGAAUCUCAGCGUGGUCGCUUGCAUGUCCUCCGCAAGAGACUUCGUGAGAUUCCGGCCAAAUUUAGUGAUCUUUUCAAAGAUAUACUGACAAGGGAUACUGUGAACAGGGAAGAUCUCUUACUGAUUCUUCAGUGGAUAUUAUUCGCUAGAAGACCACUCAAACGAGAGGAGCUGUAUUUUGCCAUCCUUUCUGCCGAUCCCGACAACUUGACGGAGGCCUGGGACCCUGAAGACAUAACUGAGCAGGACAUGGAUCGAUUCAUUUUGCACUCCUCCAAAGGGCUAGCUGAGACGACCAAGUCAGGGGAGAAGACCGUUCAAUUUAUCCAUGAGUCUGUCAGAGACUUUCUACUGAAGGACAACGGGUUGCGAGAGCUCUGGCCUGAGCACCAGGGUGAUUUCGAGGCUUCAAGCCAUGAUCGACUGAAGAAGUGUUGUAACAACACCCUCCUUUCAGAAGCUGGCAACCAUGUUCCACAGGAGCACUAUACUGCAUGUGUUUCGAGUGAAGACCUCAGCACCCUACGAGACGCUAUUUCUCGGAAGUCCCCGUUUCUUCAAUAUGCAGUACACAAUGUCCCUCAGCAUUCUGAAGCUGCACAGUCGGGUGGAAUCUGCCAGGAGUGUUUCCUUGGAACAUUCAAAUUCUCCCACUGGAAGCGCUGCAGCAGCGCCUUCGAGAUGUACAAAAUCCGUCAUCACACGGAAUCUACAUGCCUUCUUUAUAUUCUUGCGAAAUAUGACCUAUCGGAUCUGGUUCAGUUGGUUGACCCAAAUGCACAUGAUGUGAAUGGCGACACGCCUUUGCAUUACGCCAUUCGAUAUGGACAAGAACAUAUGUUCACCAAGCUUCUCACUAUGACUCAGAUUGGUUUGAGUGCUCAGAACAAGGCUAAUCAAGCCCUGCUACAAUGGAUUGCCGAUAACACUGGUCUUUUGUUCUCCGCUAUCGAGCGGAAUGAUGAGCUUGUGUUCAAUCGACUGUUGGCACCACAGUGUAUUGAUAACAAUGCCUUGAACAGAAACAAAAAGACGCCGUUGAUACGGGCAACCGAAGGCUCAAAAUUCCCCAUGAUCCAGUCGCUAUUGGAUUUGAGCUGCAAGGAGGCCAUGGAUGGGCCCACAGCACUUGCAUACGCCGCACCUAGAGGCUACGAAAACACUGUUACGCCGCUACUCUCGACAGAAAGAAUCAAUGUCGAUGCAGCAGAUUCACUCGGAAUCACGCCACUCAUGUAUGCCACUCAUGCACGCUGCCACUAG